This is a messenger RNA of Microthlaspi erraticum, 1833 nucleotides long. The record is from the annotation of a GenBank genome assembly. Lineage: Eukaryota; Viridiplantae; Streptophyta; Magnoliopsida; Brassicales; Brassicaceae.
AUGAGUGAUUCAGACGAUCAAGAGGAGAGAGAUAACUUGGCCGCGAGAGAGAUCGCGCUGGCCGAGCAACGCGAAGAUCCGCCGGAUCCGAACGCCGCGCACGAUCGCGCCAAUGAUGGAAUGCCGAGAGAUGGAGCGCGAACAAUGAAGAAGUCAUGGGAGAUUUCGAUUCCAAUCCAACACUAUAGGAAGGCUUUGCGCUGGGUUAAGUCUCUUCCAGCUCAAUCCAUAACCACAUGGAAAGAGUACAAGGUGGCAUUCCUAGGACUACACAAGGAGUGUCCUAAUCAUGGGCUAUCUGAUGGCAGUCUAUGGAACAUUUUCUACAGAGGAAUAAGUGGGAAGUGUCGAUUUUCUCUUGAUACAGCCAGCAAUGGAAAUUUCAUGACCAAGACAGUUACUGAAGCAAAGAUUUUGAUUGAAAAUCUAGCCUCAAGCGACAGUGACAACUUCAUUGGGCAUGAGAGAGCAGUGAAGGCCAUAAAUUCUGAUCCAUACAGAGAUGGAUACAGUGAGAUCAAAGCCAUGAUGGCUGAGAUACUGAGAAACCAAGGAAGAGAAGUGGAGAGACAAAGAGAAGCUUAUAGAGUUGAGUCCACAAUAAUUCAAGAUUACUUUGGAGAUUUGAUUCCAAACUUUCCAAGAAGAAAAUCACCCAAUGAGAAGAGGGAUGUUCAUGGAGGAAGAAAUUAUCAGCAACCACCUCACAAGAGAAGAAUGGAGCCAAGGAGCAACUUUGAAGAUUUGAUAACUUUCAUCAAGAGUUCUCAUAGAGAGCACACAGCCUUGAUUGAUGAGAGAUUGGAGUCAGCUUUCACGAGAUUGAAUGAGAACAUACCCAGAUCAAGAGGAAGCAAUGCCGCCAAUCAAGAAGAAACCAAUGGAGUAUGUCAUUAUUGGAGAUGGACUGAACCACCUAAGGAAGUCCAUGUCAGAAUAGAACCAGGAACUCAGGAGGAAGUGGAGAAGCCACCUGAAGAACCAAGAGUGUAUGAGCCAAAGAUCCCAUACAGAAAUGUUCUUUCUCAACCCAAGAAGGAGAAGGAGCAAGCAAAGCUCAAGGAUCUUGUUAGCCAACUUUCAGUAAGGUUACCUUUCAUUGAUGCCUGCCAGAUAAUUCCAUCUCUCAGGAAAUAUAUGAAGGCCAUACUCACAAGCAAUGUGAGUCUUGAAGAAGGAGCAAUGAUGAUUACAAAGGAGUGUAGUGCCAUACUUCAGAAUCGCAUGCCAGAGAAGCUGAACGACCCAGGGAGUUUUGUUUUGUCUUGCAAGAUCGGUUCUACACACUUCCAUAGAGCACUUUGUGAUUUGGGUUCUAGUGUGAACCUAAUGCCUUACUCAGUGGCCAAGCUAUUGGGCAUCACUGACUUCAAACCUACAAAGAUAUCUCUAGUCUUUGCAGACAGAUCUGUUCGCCGCCCUGUUGGUGUUAUUAUGGAUGUUCCAAUCAUGGUUGGAGAUUGCUACAUCCCUGCUGAUUUUGUAGUUCUUGAGCUGGAACACCAACCUAAAGACCCUCUUAUCUUGGGAAGGCCAUUCCUAGCUACUGCAGGAGCUAUAAUAGAUGUCAAGAAUGGAAAGAUUGACUUGCAUCUUGGAGAUAUAGUGAUGAAUUUCGAAGUAAACAAGUCCAUGGAGAAACCAACUGUAGAUGGUCAAGCUUUUUGGAUUGGAGAGCUCGCAGAGACAAGAGAAGAAGUGCUGGAUGAACUCCUUCUUAUUGAUCCCUUGGAGCUAGCUUUGACAAAGGCUGAGAAUGAGUAUGGAUACAUGGAAAGAGAAGCUCAAUGCUUAGUCAAGUUCAUGGAUUCAAGGAAGCUUAUAAAGAGCUGA